Trachemys scripta elegans is the source of this 2333-nucleotide messenger RNA. Its product is annotated as transmembrane protein 102-like. The transcript has 4 exons. The coding region runs from base 1 to 2331 and encodes 776 amino acids. NCBI's taxonomy places the organism in Eukaryota, Metazoa, Chordata, Testudines, Emydidae. The record is from RefSeq and is a predicted model, not a curated record.
AUGGGGCCCCCACCCCAGAGGGCCGCCAGUGUGGUGAAUUCCAAGAUGGCUGCCCAGUGGGCUGAAAUCCAAGAUGGCUCCCACGGCAGUGAAAUGCAAGUUGGUUGCCAGUGUGCCAAAAUCCAAGAUGGCCACCCGGGCAGUGCAUUCCAAGAUGGCCGCCUGGACGCUGAAAUCCAAGAUGGUUCCCCCUGGGCGGUGAAAUCCAAAAUGGCCGCCUGGAGAUGGGCCGCUGCACCCGCAUCCCCACCGCCCGACUCCCCCAUCCAGAAGCCCCGCUGCCCGCUGCACGACGCGAGCCCGAUCUCUCCCCAGGACCGGCGCCCCCCUGCCUGGGGGCUCCCCCUUCCUUGGCACUGCCCGCUCUGCCGCUGGAAGGCCGUACGGCUCACCAUGGACGUCAACCUGCACCGGGACCGGCCCCAGCACGACUACGAGGCCCCCUGGCACCCCCACGACACCACUCGGCACCGCCACAAUGCCCCAGGGCCCUACCAUAACUGCACCUGCCCCCGGGCCUCAUCGGCCCCCUCCGCCCUGCCUCGAGACGCCAGCCGCCGCAAGCUGCGCCCGGCCACCGUCUCCCGCGGCACCGAUGCCCGCCCGGCCCCCGGGGUCCGGUUCGGCCGCGCCAGCCGGGAGGAGCUCUCCUCGUCGGGCGGCGAGUCCCAGCGCCAGCGGCCCACCAAGGUCUACAUCUAUCCCGUCCACCCAGAGACUCCGCCCGCCAGCCGCGACCCCUCGCCCAGGCGCCGGGAGCUGCGCUGGAAGGAGGGCACGGGGAGGCCAGCCGGGGGCACCGGGCAGAGCCGGGUCGCGGCCACCGACACCGCGGACCGGGCAGCGGAGAAGCAGGCGCCGCCCGGUGGCCGCGCCCAGUACUACAAAGUGCAGGAGCCCUCCAUGCAGGAUUGGGUCUACCGGCCCGCCAAGGAGCCCCAGGGGAACCGAAACCAAACACUCUCCUCCCCCGCCCUUAGGUGGGACCCAGGCGUCCGGCAGAGGCCAGGUCUUGUGCAGCAGGUGGACGGGAGGCUCCCGUUGGCCAACGAAUACCUCCUUCUUUGUGGCGGGGCCCGCCAGGGCACGGUGGACGUGGACCCAGGCGUCCUGGGCUGCUUGGCCCCGGGGGCCGACUACGACGCUGACUACACCCUCCUGGUGCCCGUCCUCCAAGCCCGCGGCUGCCCCGUCACCCUGGACCUGCGCCGGUGCCCGCCGGGCCACGCCUGGCUGGCACUAGCCCCCUUCGGGGCCGAGGCCUGCCACCGCUGGGCCGACUGCUGCCGUCACCACGGCAACGAGGCCUACCUCGCCCCGGGCCUGGUCUCGGCCUGGUUCUCCCAGGCCUUGGGCACUGUGGCGGACCGGGCCCGGGCCGCCCCGCGCCGAGGGGGGCCGGCGGUGGAGCGGGUGGCCGGCCAGGGCGGCCUCGUGACCCUGCUCCUGAGCCAUGGCGAGGUGCGGGCGCUCUACGACGUGUUGCCCGUAGUGGCCUUCCAGGGGUGGCCGGCGGCAGCACACGAGUGGCUGGGCCACAGCCAUUUCUGGGACGGCAAGCUGAGGGAGGAGGACGUGGCCGGGGGCUUCUACCUCCUGCCUGGCUCUGGCUCGGCUGGGUAUGAGGCCUCGGGCCCGGCUUGGUGUGAGGCUUUGGGCCCGGUGGAGGACUCGGGCCCGGCUUCAUAUGAGGCCUCAGUCCCUGUGGCGGCUUCAGGCCCGGCUUGGCGUGAGGCUUCGGGCCCGGUGGAGGCCUCGGGCCCGGCUUGGUGCGAGGCUUCGGGCCCGGUGGAGGCCUCGGGCCCGGCUUGGUGCGAGGCUUCGGGCCCGGUGGAGGCCUCGGGCCCGGCUUGGUGCGAGGCUUCAGGUCUGGUAGACACCUCGGGCCUGGCUUGGCGUCUGUCCUUCUCCUGGAGCGAGCUCCAUCUCAAGAAGGCGAUGCCGCCCCCGCUGCUCCAGGCUUACCAGGCCGCCCGGGCCACCCUCGGCGGGGCCUGGGGCAGGCGGGUGGGGCCGUAUCACCUCUGGACCCUGGUGCUCUGGGCCUGCGAGCGCCUGCCCGCCCGCUACCUGGGCCGGGAGGAGAACACCGCCCAUUGCCUGCUGGGCCUGCUGGACGACAUGGCCGCCGGCCUGGGGGCCGGGGCCUGCCCGCACUACUUCCUGCCGGGCUGUGACAGGUUGGCGGGGGGCUUGGAGCUGGGCCUGGCCCGUGCGGUGGCCGCCGUCAGAGGGGACCCGGCUGGGCACCUGCGGCAAGCGGUGGAGAGGGUCAAGAUGGCCACCAAGUUGGGCAGGGGGCCAGACGCGGGGUCGGCUGUUGAGGAGUAAGU